This is a messenger RNA of Magnolia sinica, 2773 nucleotides long. Its product is annotated as calcium-dependent protein kinase 20-like. The coding region runs from base 745 to 2340 and encodes 531 amino acids. Gene Ontology annotation, biological process: protein autophosphorylation; intracellular signal transduction; peptidyl-serine phosphorylation. Gene Ontology annotation, cellular component: cytoplasm; nucleus. Gene Ontology annotation, molecular function: calmodulin binding; calcium-dependent protein serine/threonine kinase activity; calcium ion binding. NCBI's taxonomy places the organism in Eukaryota, Viridiplantae, Streptophyta, Magnoliopsida, Magnoliales, Magnoliaceae. The transcript is spliced from 8 exons. The record is from RefSeq and is a predicted model, not a curated record.
GUUGAGAAGCCUUUGUUUUAGCUUCUGGUGAAAAAGCAAGGGUGUUUCUUUCUGUGCAUUGUUACAGAAGAAAGGCAAAAAUUCUGGCUUUUGUUUGGACAUCAGGAAGAGAGAGAUAGAGAGAGAGAGAGAGAGAGAGAGAGAGGGGUGUUUGAACAGGAAGUCUCUGGGAAAGAGCAUUGACCCUCUCUAUCCAACGGUGGUUGUGUGUUCACACCUAGAAAUCCCUCUUUUCAGCCUCUUCUCUUCCAAAUUCCUUCCUUUUUUCCAUUAAAAUCCCUCUCAUACUCCAAUUCCAUCUGGGUCUCCUCCAUUUCUCCCAUCUCUCUCCCUCUCUCUCACAUCAUUCUUGGGUUUUUGUGCUGUUCCAUAACCCCCCGUUUUCCUCCAUAACUUGAUAAAAUCGUAAAUUUUCGGGAUUUUCUACAAAACCUCAUUUCAGUCUUACAAAGGAGUUGGGUUUCUUUCUUUUUCAAAGAUUUCAACCAUUUUCUAGAAAAGCUUGCGUUUUGAAGGGUUGGUUCUAUUUUCCCACGAUCUCUGUUUUCUUCUUCUUUGCUUCGUUUUCCGCCACUAAAAAGACCUUUUUAGCUCUUAUACGAAUUGGGUCUUCCUGAUUCUGGGGUUUUCAUCAACGGAUCGAAACAAAAUUGGGUUUUAAUUUUCUUUUUUUUUUUCUGCUUUCAUUGCUGCAAUUAUUUGAAAAAAAAGAAGAAAAGAACGAAGCUUUCAAGCUUUUAAUCCAUGGGGAAUUGCUGUGCGGUGCCACAUGGAGCUUCUACCGAAAAGAAGAAGAAAGGGAAGAAACAGAACCCUUUCUCAAUCGAUUAUGCCCCAAGCCAUGGCGGCGGACACAAGCUCUCAGUCUUGUCAGAUCCGACGGGUCGUGAUAUUGAGGCCCAAUAUGAGCUGGGCCGCGAGCUUGGGCGGGGCGAAUUUGGGAUCACGUACCUCUGCACCGAUAAAUCCUCCGACGAGGUCCUUGCCUGCAAGUCGAUCUCGAAGAAGAAGCUUAGGACUGCGGUUGAUAUCGAAGAUGUAAGGAGAGAGGUGGAGAUCAUGAAGCAUUUGCCGAAGCAUCCGAACAUCGUGAGCUUGAAGGACACGUACGAGGAUGACAAUGCCGUCCAUCUCGUAAUGGAGCUGUGUGAAGGAGGCGAGCUGUUUGAUCGGAUCGUCGCAAGGGGGCAUUACACAGAGCGAGCAGCUGCCGGUGUCACGCGCACAAUCGUUGAAGUUGUGCAGAUGUGUCACAAGCAUGGGGUGAUGCAUCGGGACCUCAAACCCGAGAACUUCUUGUUCGCGAACAAAAAGGAGUCAUCUCCGCUCAAGGCAAUUGAUUUUGGGCUGUCUGUGUUCUUUACACCUGGGGAGCGGUUUACAGAGAUAGUGGGCAGUCCAUAUUACAUGGCUCCAGAGGUGUUAAAACGAAACUAUGGCCCGGAGGUUGAUGUCUGGAGUGCUGGAGUGAUUCUUUACAUCUUGCUUUGCGGAGUGCCGCCUUUCUGGGCAGAAACUGAACAAGGAGUAGCGCAAGCAAUCAUUCGCUCUGUCAUAGAUUUUAAAAGAGACCCUUGGCCUAAAGUUUCUGACAAUGCAAAAGACCUUGUGAAGCGAAUGCUCGAUCCUGAUCCUAAAAAGCGGUUGACAGCUCAGGAAGUGCUUGAUCAUACUUGGUUGGUAAAUGCCAAAAAAGCACCAAACGUCCCUCUGGGGGAGAAUGUUAGGGCAAGGCUCAAACAAUUUUCAGUGAUGAACAAGUUCAAAAAGAGAGCUCUGAGGGUGGUGGCUGAACAUUUGUCUGUGGAGGAGGUGGCAGGCAUAAAGGAGAUGUUUCAAAUAAUGGAUAGCAACAACAAUGGCAAGAUUACACUCGAAGAGCUGAAAGUUGGCUUGCACAAGAUAGGCCAGCAGGUCCCAGAUCCUGAUGUCCAGAUGUUAAUGGAAGCUGCCGAUGUCGAUGGGAAUGGAACUCUCGAUUACGGAGAAUUCGUUGCCGUCUCAAUUCAUCUGAAAAAGAUUGGCAAUGAUGACCACCUCCGCAAAGCCUUCUCAUUUUUCGACAGGAACCAAAGCGGAUACAUCGAGAUCGAUGAGCUCACCGACUCCUUAGCAGAUGACUUGGGUUCAAACUAUGAGGAAGUCAUCAAUGCUAUUAUCCAUGAUGUGGACACAGACAAGGAUGGGCGCAUUAGCUAUGAGGAGUUUGCAACCAUGAUGAAGGCGGGCACCGAUUGGAGGAAAGCUUCAAGACAAUACUCGCGAGAGCGGUUCAAUAAUCUGAGCUUGAAGUUGAUGAAGGAUGGAUCUUUUCAGCAUCUAACCAGUGAGGUUCGAUGAUCGGGAAAAAAAAAAAACAAAACAAAUUGUGAAAAUUAAAAUCGAAAAUUCCUUUUUGUUGGGUUUAUAAAAUUCUUUUCUUUUCUUUCUUUUUUUUUUUAAAAAAAUGCUUCCUUUUGUCAUUUGGUACCUUAAAAAUUCUUUUCUUUUCUUCUCUCUCUCUCUCUCUUUUUUUUCCUUCUGUUUUUGCAUUAGUAGGGGAUUGAGUGAGGGGUGUGUUUUGAAUAUUGUAAUGUCUUGUUUUGUAACACUUCACUAAAAAAGGAGGGUGUGCAUGCGAAGAAAGGUGGGGUUAGUGAGAGUGGAUGUUAUGUUUGUAAAUAUAUCUGUUUGAGGACUCUGUUUUGUGGAUGUAAGCAAUCUUUAAGAAAUUGUAUGGUUGUGGAUGUAAGCAAUCUUUAAGAAAUUAUAUGGUUGUAAGCCAUUUUCGUGA